Messenger RNA from Stylonychia lemnae, 807 nucleotides. NCBI's taxonomy places the organism in Eukaryota, Ciliophora, Spirotrichea, Sporadotrichida, Oxytrichidae. The record is from the annotation of a GenBank genome assembly.
AUGAGAGUAAGAUUAAGCACCAAAGUUAGCAACUUUGAACAACUAAAGUCAGCACUGCUUCCUCAUCAUGCACAACUCCAAUAGCAUCCAGUAUACUCAGCUGUCAAAUCCUAAUAGCACUAGAAAGUAUUUAUGGAAAAUCAUGUGUGGGCUGUUUAUGACUUCAUGACCCUAUUAAAAGCAAUUUAGAUUAGAGUUACUUGUGUUAGUAUACCCUGGACUCCCCCAAAAAACAGAUAAUCUGCUUUUCUUUUGAAUUAAAUGGUAAUGGGUGAAGAAUCUGAUGAUCUCGAUACUGGUGAUGCCAAACAAGCUACUUCCCAUUUUGAGCUUUACAUGAAUGCAAUGUAAGAGGUCGGAGCAGAUAGUACUGCGAUUAGAAAUUUUGUGUCAGAGAUGGAAAAUGGCAAUCACUGGUUGAAAGCAUUAAAAUAAACUUAACUCAAACAUAAGGAAAUCCAUUAAAAUACCUAUGAAUUUGUAGAAAGCACUCUAAAGACUGCCACAGAGGGUAAAACUCAUGAAAUUGCAUCUUCUUUUCUUUAUGGUAGAGAGGAUCCAAUUCCAAAAAUGUUUUAAUAAUUUAUUGACAACAUCAAGGACAAAUCCUUAAAUAUGCCAUAUUUUCAAAAAUAUUUAGAGAGACAUAUCUUCCUAGAUGCAGACUAUCACAGACCAAUGGCAGAGAAGAUGCUAAUGAAUCUUCUUGGAAACGAGAGCCAAAAAUUCCAAGAGGCUUAUGAUGUUGCUGCUCACGCCAUUGAUAUGAGAAUGCAUUUGUGGGACGGUAUCCACCAAAAACUUUGA